GCAAAGGGGGUGCCUUGGCUGCUGAUAUUGACAUCGACACCGUUGGCACCGAAGGCUGGGGAGAAGAUGCAGAGUUGCAACUGGAUGAAGAUGGCUUUGUGGAUGCUGGAGAGGGCUUUGGAGAGGAAGGUCUAGGCAAAGGACAGGAAGAAGGAGGUGGAUGGGAAGUUGAAGAAGAUUUGGAUCUUCCCCCUGAGCUGGAUGUUCCUGCUGGUCCAGCAGGAGCGACAGAGGAUGGAUUCUUCGUACCACCCACCAAGGGCACCAGCCCGGCGCAGGUCUGGUGUAACAAUUCUCAGCUUCCUGUUGACCACAUCCUGGCAGGCUCCUUUGAGACAGCAAUGAGACUCCUCCAUGACCAGGUAGGAGUAACAAACUUUGGACCUUACAAGCAGUUGUUCCUGCAGACCUAUGCCCGUGGUCGUACGACCUACCAAGCGCUGCCGUGUCUCCCUACCAUGUAUGGAUACCCACAUCGUAACUGGAAAGAAGCUGGCUUGAAGAACGCCCUCCCUGCUGUUGGACUGAAACUCAACGACCUGAUCCAACGUUUGCAGCUGUGCUACCAGCUCACUACGGCUGGUAAAUUUGAGGAGGCCGUGGAGAAAUUCCGCUCCAUCUUGCUCAGUGUGCCCUUGCUGGUGGUGGACAACAAGCAGGAGAUUGCUGAGGCCCAGCAGCUGAUAGCUAUUUGCCGGGAGUAUAUUGUAGGACUCUCGAUGGAGAUCGAGCGGAAGAAGCUUCCCAAAGAGACCUUGGAGCAGCAGAAACGAAUCUGUGAGAUGGCUGCCUAUUUCACCCACUCCAACCUGCAGCCUGUCCACAUGAUCUUAGUUCUCCGUACUGCUCUCAACCUCUUUUUCAAACUCAAAAACUUCAAGACAGCUGCUACUUUUGCUCGUCGGCUGCUGGAAUUGGGUCCAAAGCCUGAGGUGGCCCAGCAGACUCGCAAGAUCUUGUCAGCUUGUGAGAAGAAUCCUACUGACACCUACCAGCUCAACUAUGACAUGCACAACCCCUUUGAUAUCUGUGCUGCUUCUUACCGACCCAUCUAUCGUGGCAAACCCGUGGAGAAGUGUCCUCUCAGUGGAGCUUGCUACUGCCCUGAGUUCCACGGGCAGAUCUGUCGUGUCACUACAGUGACAGAGAUCGGCAAAGAUGUCAUCGGGCUGAGGAUCAGCCCACUCCAGUUCCGCUAGGACAUGGCCUGUCCUGGGGAGGUGUGAAAUGGGAAGGAAAUGAUCUCCUUUUCAGCACAGUGUGGAAACUUUCACCUCCCCACCAUUGCAGCUUUUAGUGUAGUCUCUUCACCGUAGCUGUGCCCUUUGCUGUGUCUCACCUGCUCUUCCCCACCCAGAAAU
Antrostomus carolinensis (chuck-will's-widow) is the source of this 1361-nucleotide messenger RNA. Its product is annotated as coatomer subunit alpha-like. Gene Ontology annotation, cellular component: COPI vesicle coat. Gene Ontology annotation, molecular function: structural molecule activity; protein binding. The annotation marks the transcript as partial. Lineage: Eukaryota; Metazoa; Chordata; Aves; Caprimulgiformes; Caprimulgidae. Gene Ontology annotation, biological process: intracellular protein transport; vesicle-mediated transport. The record is from RefSeq and is a predicted model, not a curated record. The transcript is spliced from 10 exons.